Messenger RNA from Saccostrea echinata, 2685 nucleotides. RefSeq lists its product as uncharacterized. NCBI's taxonomy places the organism in Eukaryota, Metazoa, Mollusca, Bivalvia, Ostreida, Ostreidae. Bases 1 to 2685 code for a protein of 894 amino acids. The record is from RefSeq and is a predicted model, not a curated record. The transcript has 2 exons.
AUGCCUGUCUUGAAAAGGAGAAGUGGAUCCAUCGGCCAAAGAAAGAAAUACCAUUCAAAAAGACAACGGAGUCACAGUGUGUCAGAUGUAUCGGUUGAACGCAGUGAUCAAAACUACAAUAUUGUUGACAGUUCUUCACCUCCAAGUCAGCAUUCUCCAGAUCUCAGCUAUUGCUCCAGUCCAGUCAUCUCUGAGGCCAAUGAUCAACAAGUUCAAAUACCUUCAGAUCACAUCUAUUGGUCCGGUCAGGUCACCUCUGGUAUUAAUGAUCAAGAACAAGAAACAUUGGUUGGUGAGAACAUGCCAGUUGCUUUCCCUGUUUCACAGAACUUGCCAGAAUCUCCUGACGAAAGUAAAGAAAAUGAAGACCCACUGGUACUACAUAAGGAUGAACUAAUUCCCCUGGUUUGUUCACCAUAUACCGUGACGUACCAUCUUCAUCAGCAUGCCAUAGAAAUUAUUGAAUUCAACAAACAUCAAGAACAAAGCUCCUCGGUAAAGCUGAGUGUUAUGAUUGGGAGAGACUUUCAAGUGAACAUUUAUGUGCACAGAACUUUAAUUCCAUAUUCUCAUGAAUUCUGGAUUGGACUUCCAAGACAAACCUCCACAGCAGCGGAUGUUUGCAGAGUACUGGAAAAACUUAAAAGUUAUGGCAUAUGUGUGGGAAAUCCUGAUGUUGAGUUCCAGGAUCUGACACCAACAGGAUGCGGAUUAUCACAUGCAACAACUGAAGAGAUUUCGGCAUUCAGAGAAGGGGAUUUUGGUGCCAUCCAGGGAAAUCUGACCUACAGUUCAACGAUACGAUCGUCCAAAUGUGAUUUUCUUGUUGAAGGAGCAAGGUGUGUGAAUUGUUCUGGGUACAGGCGGCUUCUCAGAGAAAGAAAGUAUCGGAAAGAAGAACAAAAGAAGAGAGAUGUCUCCAUUGGAAGCACAUACAAACAUUCUGACAUGACACGUGAUAUGCUCUACAAGAAACUAUCGCUCCAGAAAUCCCACAUGAAAUCAUUACAAACAGAAGUUGAUCGCCUUAAGAGGGAAAUGAACUCUUCCAUUGAGAAAGGUGUGAAACUGAACGACAUUCAAAAUCGGGAAAUGAAAGAUUUGAUGGGAAGCUGCCAGAAUGAACUGGAAGAAGAAUUUCCGGAUCAAGGGUGCUACCAAAGACUCUUCUGGGAACAGCAGAAGAAAUACGAGACACAUGGGAAACAUGGCACAAAUCCUCCAAAGCAUAUGAGGCACUUCGAGACUGGAUUUGUGCAGCUGCCAAGUAUGCGCACAUUAUACGAUUAUUCCCACUACAUUGAAAGCCACUUAGGAUUCCAGCCAGAUGUGGUUCGGAUGUUAAAAGAAGAGUGUAGCAAAAAAGACAUGUUUGCUGCUGAGCAUAGAAGUUUUGUGGGCUUGUUGUUUGAUGAAGUGAAAAUAAAAGAAGACCUUGUGUACGACAAACAUUCCGGGGAACUGGUUGGCUACGUAGAUUUGGGAAAUGUUGGAAACCAACUGUGUGAAUUAGAACGAGCCCUGAAGAAGAAAACCAGAUGCAGCUCGGAUGGUGUAGCAAAAUUUGUCCUUGUCCUCAUGGUCAGAGGGGUUACAAGUGAUUUGAAAUUCCCAUUAGCUGCCUUUUCAACAAUGGGAAUAACAGCAGACUUUUUGUAUCCUAUCAUUUGGAAGGCUAUUUCCAUUCUGGAAGUCAUCGUGAAAUUAAAGGUACUCUUUUGUACAUGUGAUGGUGCUUCAGCAAACAGACGUUUUUUUAAACUGCAUGCCAGAGAUGGAGAAAACUUCACCCACAAAACAGUCAAUCCACAUGACACUACAAGAGAGAUAUUCUUUAUUUCUGAUGUUCCGCAUCUAAUCAAAACUGUUCGGAACUGCUUCUGCAAUUCCUACUCACACACCAAGUCUAGGACCCUUUGGAAUGGUGGAAAAGAUAUAUCUUUGAUGCACAUUGUGAGACUUUACGAAGAACAUUGUGACCAAAAACUGUACACACCCUGUCCAAAGCUAACCCGUGGACACAUUGACUUGAAUGCUUUUAGCAGAAUGAAGGUCAGACUGGCUGCUCAAGUUUUAAGCGAAACGGUGGCCAAUUCUCUAGAGAUGUUUUUUGAUGACUCUGUAAGCGAGACAGUCACCUUUAUUCGUACAAUGAAUAAAUUUUUCGAUUGCCUGAAUGUACGCAGUCCCUAUGAAGGAAGAAACAAACGAAAUCCAAACCUGGAGGCUUACACAAGGUCUGAUGACAACAGACUGCACUGGUUGACCAUUGAUUUCCUACAGUACUUUGAGGAUUGGAAACAGGCUAUUGAGGAAAGGGGAGAAUUUACUGAUGCUCAAAAAGCCAGCAUGCAGCUAAGUCACCAGACUCUCCUUGGUCUGAGAAUUUCGGCACACUCUAUCACUGCCUGUGUCAAAUACAUGCUAGAGAAAGGAUCAGAGUAUAUUUUGACCAGUUUUUUCAACCAGGAUCCCUUGGAACAACAUUUCGGCCAUUAUAGGCACAAAGUGGGCAACAACAACAAUCCGACAGUGUACGAAGUAAGAAAUAUAUUGACUCAGAUUCGUACUGUGGGGGCACAAGCCCUUCCAUCAACACGAGGAAACUGUGGCAGAGAUGAAAACAGGCCCCCACAAGUAAUAGACAAUUCCGACAUUCCUAGGCGAAAACCAAAGAGACGUUGA